Molecule: messenger RNA, 777 nt
Organism: Ordospora colligata OC4
Lineage: Eukaryota; Fungi; Microsporidia; Ordosporidae
Product: putative ribosomal protein S8
Exons: 1
Coding region: 1-777 (258 amino acids)
Biological process (GO): maturation of LSU-rRNA; maturation of 5.8S rRNA
Cellular component (GO): preribosome, large subunit precursor; nucleolus
Source: RefSeq, a predicted model, not a curated record
AUGCCACAAAAUGACUUUGUAGAAAGAUAUGUCAAGAAGCAUGGCAGAAGACUCGACUAUGAGCUCAAGAAGUACAAGAAAGAAAGAAGAGAGGAAAAGAGUGUUCAGAAGAAGGCAAGGAUACUGAUUGGGUUGAAAGCAAAGAUGUUUGCAAAGAAACAGCAUGCAGAGAAAAUACAGUUGAAGAAGGAUUUGAAGAUGAAGGCGUCGAAGCAGAAAGACGUAGAGGUCAAAGUAGAACACGAUCCACUGCCACACUUCUUAUUGGAUAGAGAAGUUAAUGAAAAAGCGAGGAGCAUCAACGACAAGAUCAAGCAGCAACGCCAAGAAAAAGGAUCGAAGUACUCAGUUCCGAUACCGAAAGUUCAUGCACUUCCUGAAAAGGAGGUGUUUGGGGUCGUUGCGAGUGGAAAGCGUAAUUCGAAGCAUUGGAAGAGGAUGGUGACAAAGCCAUGCUUUGUUGGAGAUGGAUUUACAAGGAAGCCGCCAAAGUUUGAAAGGUUCAUAAGGCCAAUGGCAAUGAGGUUCAAAACAGCACAUGUGAACUACCAGGAGCUGAACUCCACAUUCAAUCUGAAGAUACUUGGAGUAAAGAGUAAUCCACACUCUGAAAUCUAUACAGGGCUUGGUAUACUGACAAAGGGUACAAUUGUGGAGGUUGAUGUAAGUCCUCUUGGCUUAGUCAAUGGAGCUGGAAAAAUCAUUUGGGGAAAGUAUGCGCAAAUAACGAACAAACCAGAGAACGAUGGGUGCGUGAAUGCGGUCCUUCUUUCGUAG